This is a messenger RNA of Paramecium octaurelia, 2375 nucleotides long. Lineage: Eukaryota; Ciliophora; Oligohymenophorea; Peniculida; Parameciidae. The record is from the annotation of a GenBank genome assembly.
AUGAAAAAGAGAAAUUAGAAACUAUGUAUGUAAUUCAAAUAAUAAAUUAAGCUGAUUUAUGUGUCACAUCAAAAGUGCUUUGUGCAAAAUUUGGAACCUACACUAAGAAAUUAAUAGCUGGUGGAGAUGAAAAGAAUUGUGUUCAAAUCUGGUAAAUUGGAAAUCAAAAACCAAUUGCUGUAUUUCAAUGAUAAAUUGCUAGACAUUAAGUUCAUAAAAUAAUUCUAAUGCUUAAGUUGAAGUUGCUAGUGUGAAUUUUAGCUUUUGUGAAACUGAAUUAUUCUCAGGAUCUAAUAGAGGGAUCAUCAAUAUCUGGGAUGUUGAAAGCCAAAAAUGUAAAUCAUAUUCAUUCAUAUAGAAAUUUAAACACUUAAAGGACAUACUACUUGUGUUAAUACACUUUGUAUUUAUCCAACUGAAGAAAAUAAGCAUCUACUCCUAAGCGGAGCCUAUGACACUUCAAUCAAAUUAUGGGAUUUGAGGACCAAAACUGCAGUCAAUCAAUUCAAAGGCCAUAGCAUGUAAAUCAAUGCUUUGGCAGUCUCUCCAAAUUGUAAGCUAUUGGCAUCAGGUUCAAACGAUGGAUAAGUUAAAAUUUGGGAUAUUGCAUAAGCAAAAAUAAUAGCAUCUUUUACCUAACAUGAUAGUCAAAUAACAUGUCUAAGUUUCAAUCCUGUUGAUAAAGCAUUGGCUUCAGGUGGAGGAGAUAGAUGUGUCAGAUAUUGGGACUUAGAUCGAUUAAAUUAAGUAAUUUGAUCUUUUUGAUAAAUUAGAUAUCAUCUACUAGAACUGACACAACUCCAAUUUAAUCCAUAUUAUUUGAAUAAAAUGGAAAAGCAUUAUAUUCUGCAGCUUACGAUUCACUAAAAGUUUGGGAUGUAGAACAUGAUUGUUAACUUUUGGAUAAUGUAGAGAGCAGUUGGAGAGGAGUCCUAGACUUGAUAGUAGUUCAAGAAAAAGAUCAGUUAUUGGGACUUGCAUCUAAUGUGCAAACUGGAUUUACUCUUCAUGGAGUCAAUCUCAAAACCAUUUGCUAAGAUCCAAAAAGUAUUGAUGUUAGAUCUAGUGGAGGUGGUGCUUCUAUCAAACGAGGUAGGACACCUGACAAAAGAUCUGAAAUCUAAACUGCGAAUCCGAAGCCUUCAGAUUCCGAGAGUAAAGUUAAAAGUAAACCCUCUUUGCAGAUGCAAGCAUAGAAUAUAUUGAAUCAAGAUUAUUAAUAUGAUCGUUAAAAGUCAAACGAACAAUUAAAGGAGAUUUAGCAAUAAUAAUAAUAGCAGCCUUAUUAUUAAUAAUAAUAGAUGAUUGGAUCACCAUAUCUUAAUAAUAAUGCCUAUCAAUAAUUAUAGUAAUACCCUCAAUAACAAAUGUUUUAUUAGUACUAAAUUUAAUAGCCUCAGUCAUUUUAGUAAUAAGCUCCUUUUCUAUAUCAAUAACAACCUAAUCCAAUUUAUCAACAACAACCUAACCAACUCUAUCAACAACAAUAAUAACAGAAUCAGUUAUUCUUACAAUAAAACUUAUUAACUUAAUAACCAUAGUAACAAUUCUAAAAUCAUGAUUAAAAUCCAUAUUAUUCAAAUCAAGUACACACGCCCUAGCAUAAUCCAUAAAAACCUCUUUCAUAUCUUUAGGUUCCUUAAGUGAUCCUUCCAAAUAUUGAUGAGGAAGAUAAACCCUAAGAUGAAUCUGAGAUUAUUAAUUCAAGCGAUUUAACUCUUUCUUAAUUUAUGAUGGGGGAUUAGAACAAAGAAAAAUUUAAACAAGUAGAUCUUAUCCAUGAAAUUGUCAAAGAUCACAAUAAAGUUUAAUCAGUCCUGACUUAAAGAAUUAAUUAUAUGAAACCUAUACUUCAUUGGUGGAGUAAUAACAAUCUUAAAUCUGCUAUGAAUGCUAUCACUCAGUAAAAUUUGUAUUUUAUAUUAGAGUAACAGAACCAUCCAUUUUACAAGAUGCAUUGUCUCUCUAUUCCCAAUCAUCCAAAUUUGGACAAGUCCCUAUGGAUUCUAUCCCCAUGUUAUUGGAAAAAGCCAGAAUUCUGAUUGAGUCAAAGUACACUAACCAUAUAAGGGGAGGACUUGAUUUUGCUUGGACAACAUUAAAUCAAUUUCGAGAUGUAAUUCUAUUAUCAACUAUCUCAGGAAAUCCUUAAUAUCAAACUAUUCAAUUAACUAUCAAAGGCAGAUUUAACAAGGGAAGAAAGGAUUCAAAAAUAUGAUAGAGUGAUUGAACAAUUUAAAAUUAUAGUUUAAACACCAAAAUUACAAAAAGUAAUCGAUAGAAACAAAGAAGAUCUCUCAGACUUGGCUAAGAAAUUUUAAAUUGAAGUAGUUGGAUUUCUCAAAAAAGUGAAUCAGAAUUAAAUGCAAAAUUGA